AUGAACAACGAGCAAUUUCGCCGCCUCCUCUUCGACAACCAACUGAAAAAUAACCAUGACUCUUCACUUGACAAAGUGGGAUCCCCACUCAGCCGGGACGCAAGUCGCUCCAGACCAUUGGCCCUGGGAUCGAAGAUGAGAUCCAGCAUCCCCAUGACGCCUCGUUCCGUCACCGGUGUAGAUUUUGCACGUCAAUUAGUUGAACAACGCCGUGAAUCACAGCCUCCUGCUUCAAAGAAAUUCAGAUCUUCCGCUGCUCCCAAAGGCUCCAAAUUAGCUGAAGGAUACCAUGAUCGGACUCUUCAACGGAGGGCGAGUCAUGAAAGGGAGGAUAAUGGUGAAGUGGUUCAGAGAGGUGAUGAACUGGAAAACAGAGUUCGGGCGUUGGAAGACAUGGUUAAACUUGGCCAGAUUGACCAGAUUACGUUUGAGAAACUUAGGGCAGAGUUUGGAGUUGGGGGGGACGUCAAGAGCACACAUUUGAUUAAAGGGUUGGAUUGGGAAUUACUACGGAGGGUGAAAGCUGGGGAAGAUAUAACUGCUCCUCCUCCUAGCGCUGAUGAAGGUGAUGGAAAGGGGGAGCGAGAGAAGGAAAGUGUGCUGGAUGUGGAUGCGGAGUUUGAAAUGGUUCUUGAACAGAAGGAGAAGCAGGUCAAUGAACCUAUGGUACGAACUGAAAAAGCUAAGAAAGGGACUAUGGCUUCUCCACCACCAACUGCUGCGCGGAGAAUGACUCGAGAUGAGAUUCUGAAGCAGCUAAAGGCUAGUCGGGCUUCCACUGGUUCUCAGAAUACUAUCUCUGAGCCUCCGGCUUCUACGCUAGGCGAAAAGUUUAAAAAGAUUGGGGCCAAACCGGAGAAAAAGCGAUGGAUUGAGAAAGAUGCCCAGGGCAGAAGAAGGGAAGUUCUACUUGCUACUGAUGCAGAGGGAAAGACAAAGAGGAAAGUCCGAUGGCUUGAUAAGCCAGAUGAUCCGGCGCCGAAAAUUGGAGAUGGCGGGCUUUUGCCGGUAGACAAGGGUGCCGCUCCUCUGGGCAUGGAUGUCCCCGCUGAAGUUCUGUUACGAGCCCGUGCAGCUGCUGCUGCAGCUGCUGAGGAAGAGGAUGAUGAUAUCUUCCAAGGAGUUGGGAGGGACUACAACCCGCUUGCUGGUGUUGAAGAGGAUGAUGGUAGUGAGUCUUCGUCGUCUGGCGAAUCGGAUGGUGAAGUAAAAGAGAGAGGCCCACCUCCCCAAGAUCUGGAUUCACGGGAUACCACCCUCGCAGAGUCGCUACAAACACCCAUGGAACCUUCAAAACCCCGGAACUAUUUUGAUACAUCCUCCACUCGGGAUGAUAUAGAAAAUUCUGAUGGUCCUAAAUCACUUUCAAGUGACCCAACCAUUCUUGCUGCCCUGAAGCACGCAGCCGCGAUUAGACAGGCAUCCUCAUCCAUUCUUGAUGAUGAAGCUGAUCUAGAUGAAGCAGCAGCUUUGAAACGCAAGAAAUUCCUCGAAGAGGCCAAGAAACGAGAUAGAGAAGAUGCAAUGGAUUUGGAUCUAGGGUUUGGUGGAAGUCGAUUUGGAGAUGACGAAGAUGAAGAAGGAGUUUGGGAAGGCGAAGGACGCGGCCCAGGAAGUAAAAGAAAACGGGGGCCCAAGAAGAAAAGAGGCGACAAAGAUAGUGUCAGCGAUGUUAUGAGGGUGCUGGAAGGGAGACGCCAUAAGGGAAAAUAA
Messenger RNA from Paracoccidioides lutzii Pb01, 1713 nucleotides. RefSeq lists its product as hypothetical. The record is from RefSeq and is a predicted model, not a curated record. Gene Ontology annotation, biological process: mRNA splicing, via spliceosome. The coding region runs from base 1 to 1713 and encodes 570 amino acids. The transcript is spliced from 2 exons. Gene Ontology annotation, cellular component: nucleus.